CUAUAUAAUAAUAAAUAAAAAAACUAAUAAAUAUAUAUGUAUAUAUAAUUUUUUAUUUUAUGAUAUAUAUUUUUAUUUUCUCUCACGAACUCUUUUUUUUUCCGUCUUACCGCCUCCGUCUCUUCAAACCCUAGGGUUUUUACUCUCUCACUCUCUCGAUUCAGAAAUCUUCUGUUGGUUUGGAGUCUCUAGCUUGUUGAAAUGGAGGUCGGAGGCAAGAGGAGAGGUCGUCCGGACGGCGCCGCUUUCGGCAACGGAGGCUUCAAGAAAUCCAAGCAAGAAACGGAGUCCUUUUCAACUGGUAUAGGAAGCAAAUCGAAGCCAUGCACCAAGUUUUUCAGCACUUCUGGAUGCCCGUUUGGUGAGGGAUGUCACUUCCUGCAUUACGUUCCUGGUGGCUAUAGUGCAGUGACACAGAUGACAAACCUGGGUGGAAAUCCUGCUAUGCCUCCCAUUGCGAGAAAUCCCAUGGCCCCACCAACAAUUCCUGAUGGCCCUCCUACUGUCAAAACUCGGAUCUGCAACAAAUUCAACACUCCAGAGGGAUGUAAGUUUGGUGACAAAUGCCAUUUUGCUCAUGGUGAAUUGGAGCUUGGCAGGCCAAUUGUCCCAACCCAUGAAGAUCCCAGAGCAAUGGGACCAAUGGGUGGCAGGUUAGCUGGACGGCUUGAGGCACCGCCACCAGGCCUGGCUGCUGCAGCCAGCUUUGGUGCAUCAGCUACUGCCAAGAUCAGUGUGGAUGCAUCUCUUGCAGGAGCCAUCAUUGGAAAAGGUGGGGUAAACUCAAAGCAGAUUUGUCGCCUCACUGGUGUCAAGCUUUCCAUAAAGGAGCAUGAAUCAGACCCAAAUCAACGAAACAUUGAACUCGAAGGAACCUUUGAUCAGAUCAAACAGGCUAGUGCAAUGGUACGGGAACUCAUCUUCAACAUUGGCUCUGCCGCAGGUCACGCUAAAAAUCCUACAGGUUCAGCCGCUUCAGCAAACAAUUUCAAGACAAAGAUGUGUGACAACUUUGCCAAGGGUUCAUGCACCUUUGGAGACAGAUGCCAUUUCGCUCAUGGAGCUAAUGAGUUGCGGAAGCCAGUGGCUUAGGUAUUUGCAUUUCCUUUAAACUAUUUCAUCACCUUCAAGAAAGAGAUGAGGUAUUUCUCAACAAUAUGGUAUGAUAGUUUGGUUUCUGUUCUAUCGGCCCCUCUUUCCUCCAGUGAGAUAUUGUGACAUAACAUGCUUGCUAAAUUAAUCAUUCAUUUGCUAAA
This is a messenger RNA of Vitis vinifera (wine grape), 1256 nucleotides long. Its product is annotated as zinc finger CCCH domain-containing protein 14-like. Lineage: Eukaryota; Viridiplantae; Streptophyta; Magnoliopsida; Vitales; Vitaceae. Gene Ontology annotation, molecular function: mRNA binding; metal ion binding. The coding region runs from base 202 to 1092 and encodes 296 amino acids. The transcript has 3 exons. The record is from RefSeq and is a predicted model, not a curated record.